GAAAGACACACUGGAAAACCUGAGUCAAUCCAAUUCGGAGGUUCCCAAAUUCAUUGGACUCUCUCUCUCUGCGCGCAGAUUUUUAGGUGAACCAAUCAGAGGAGAGAAGGAACAAAUUACGAGUCCGUAGAAAUGGAUGCAUCGCAAGUUUCGUCGUUAGGGACUACGGGUGGGAGCGGCGGAAACGGCUUGGUAAACAAUCAAACCAAUGACAAGGCAAGCGCAACGCCGAAUGAUGAUCCAAAGCAGAAUCUGAAUCAAGUCAUAAACUCCAUCCAGAAAACAUUAGGUCUUCUCCAUCAACUAUACCUCACCGUCUCUUCUUUCAAUGCCGCUUCACAGCUCCCUCUCCUUCAACGCCUUAAUUCAUUAGUUUCGGAGCUCGAUAACAUGGCUAAAUUAUCUGAGAAGUGUAAUAUUCAAGUGCCAAUGGAAGUUCUUAAUUUGAUUGAUGAUGGGAAGAACCCUGAUGAAUUUACGAGGGAUGUUUUAAAUGACUGUAUUGCGAAAAAUCAGGUUACUAAAGGCAAAACCGAUGCCUUCAAGAGUUUACGGAAACAUCUUCUUGAAGAGCUUGAACAAACAUUUCCUGAUGAAGUUGAAUCCUACAGAGAGAUACGCACAAGUGCUGCUGCUGUGAGUUAUUUUGAUGAUUAUGCUUUCGUAAAUGUUAUUCAUGAGUGGAAUCUAAACGGCUUGCUCAAUCACAGAGUAUUUUACAGAAUGGGGACGUAAAAGUCAAAACUGAGCUUUAGAUGCUUGUGCUUGGAGUUCUCUCCGCCCCUUUUUUUUCAUCUAUAUAGGUUUCUGUAUGUAAUAGACUUGCUCAAUAAAUUCUUAUGUAACAACAUUUUUGGCUUGUAUCAAGAAUUUGACAAUUUGCAGUUCUC
This is a messenger RNA of Hibiscus syriacus, 890 nucleotides long. Its product is annotated as mediator of RNA polymerase II transcription subunit 10b-like. Gene Ontology annotation, molecular function: transcription coregulator activity. The coding region runs from base 133 to 735 and encodes 200 amino acids. Gene Ontology annotation, biological process: positive regulation of transcription by RNA polymerase II. Lineage: Eukaryota; Viridiplantae; Streptophyta; Magnoliopsida; Malvales; Malvaceae. The transcript is spliced from 6 exons. Gene Ontology annotation, cellular component: mediator complex; chromatin. The record is from RefSeq and is a predicted model, not a curated record.